Messenger RNA from Schistocerca americana (American grasshopper), 735 nucleotides. Its product is annotated as pro-resilin-like. Gene Ontology annotation, cellular component: extracellular matrix. The record is from RefSeq and is a predicted model, not a curated record. The transcript has 3 exons. The coding region runs from base 1 to 735 and encodes 244 amino acids. Lineage: Eukaryota; Metazoa; Arthropoda; Insecta; Orthoptera; Acrididae.
AUGAAGGUGUACGUCGUCCUGUCAGCGCUUGCUCUGUGUGUCGUCGCCGAGCCGCCAAUCGACCGGUCUUAUCUGCCUCCCAGUUCUGAGAACGGAUCUCCCUCGGCCUCCUCUCUCAGUUCUCAGUACGGCGCCCCAGCAGCUAUCAGCCUCAACACACAAUACAGUGCUCCUUCAGCUGAGGGCCUCAGCACUCAGUACGGAGCUCCUGCGCUGACAGGCGCUGCCUCUGGUAGCGCAGGCGCUUCCAGCCAGGGUCCAGCUGCUCGCGUCUCCACCAGCUUUGGAAGCACCUCCUCCAAGAGGAUUGGAGCUGGCAGGAGGAUAAGUGGUGGUCUCUCCUCUCUCUAUGGCGCUCCUUCGGCAGCUGGCCAUACUACUGGCUUUGGAGGACUCGGCUUGUCUGCGCAGACCAGCGCCCCCCAUCUUACUCUGGUGACGUGCGUCCACUCAGAGCCGGCCAACUACGAGUUCAGCUACUCGGUGCAGGACGGCGAGACGCUGAGUGACUUUGGACAAGACGAGUCCAGGCAGGGGGAGAGCGCCCAGGGCCAGUACCGCGUGCUGCUGCCCGACGGCCGCAAGCAGAUCGUCUCCUACCAGGCGGACGAGGGCGGCUACAGGCCCACCGUAGAGUACCAGGACACCGGACUCACCGCCUACUCUGCAGGCGGAUACGGCUACGGCAGGGGCCGCGCCGGAGCUGGAGCUGGAAACGGUGGAUACCACUACUGA